UGGCUCGACACUGAACUCACCACGGUCAGUCAGCCAUGGGGAAGAUCACCUUCUACGAGGACCGCGGCUUCCAGGGCCGCUGCUAUGAGUGCAGCACCGACUGCCCCAACCUGCAGACCUACUUCAGCCGCUGCAACUCCAUCCGAGUGGACAGUGGCUGCUGGAUGCUCUAUGAGCGCUCCAACUACCAGGGCCACCAGUACUUCCUGAGGCGCGGGGACUACCCUGACUAUCAGCAGUGGAUGGGCCUCAGCGACUCUGUCCGCUCCUGCCGCCUCAUCCCCCACCAGACAGGCUCCCACAGAAUGCGGCUGUAUGAGAGAGAAGACCACAAAGGCCUCAUGAUGGAGCUGAGUGAAGAUUGCGCCUGCAUCCAAGACCGCUUCCACCUCAGUGAGGUGCGCUCUCUGCACGUGCUGGAAGGCUGCUGGGUCCUCUACGAGAUGCCCAACUACCGAGGCCGGCAGUAUCUGCUCAGACCUCAAGAGUACCGGCGCUUCAAUGACUGGGGCGCCGUAGAUGCUAAGGCAGGCUCUUUGCGGAGGGUGGUAGAUUUAUACUGA
Molecule: messenger RNA, 563 nt
Organism: Microtus ochrogaster (prairie vole)
Lineage: Eukaryota; Metazoa; Chordata; Mammalia; Rodentia; Cricetidae
Product: gamma-crystallin C
Biological process (GO): visual perception; lens development in camera-type eye
Molecular function (GO): structural constituent of eye lens
Source: RefSeq, a predicted model, not a curated record